AUGUCAGGUGAACACUUUAGUUAUGUAGUGACCAAUCUAGUCACAACUUUUAAUUUAUAUGGCAGAAAGUUAAAUCUGACUAAAGACAACAAAAUGGAAUUUGUGGACGUAGUUAAAAAAUUGGCCUAG
Funneliformis mosseae is the source of this 129-nucleotide messenger RNA. Lineage: Eukaryota; Fungi; Glomeromycota; Glomeromycetes; Glomerales; Glomeraceae. The record is from the annotation of a GenBank genome assembly.